GAAAAAGGUAGUGAGGGUCAAUUAGAGACAAGUGUGUAUUUAUGUGGCAGGACUGAAACUUGGAGGCUGAUUUUUGCGGUCCUUAUUUCUACGAUUUUAUUUUAGUAUUAUUUUCGUCAUUACUAUAAUUUGUCAAGACGAAUCCCGGUGCGGGUCUGCUCUGUUCACGUGAAGUUUAAAAACAUUAUAUAGCCACUACACCUUCUAUUUAUUAUUAUUAUUACGAGUCAAGCUGCGCGCUGCAUCUGCUUAACGUCACGGUUCUUGUCUUACUGCACCGGGACCACUCGAAUCACUUUCCCGUCCACCGUCUUUUCCUCUUGGGAUUGCUUUUGACGUGGAUCCAUCAUCGCUUGGAACCCAACAUGAAACUGGGCUUGGUGGUCGAGGCUGCUGUGGCUCUUUAUCUGCUGCUCUCACCUGCACAGAGUCUGCCCACACCAGGCAUCAACAGCACUACCAAUGCCAUGCCCACAGUGUUGCUGUUCCAAGAGGUGUGGGCUCGAAGCCUGUGUCGAACCAUUGAGAAGCUGGUGGAGGUGGUGCAGGAGUACCCGUCAGAGGUGGAGCACAUCUACAGCCCCGCCUGCGUGCCUCUGGUGAGGUGUGCGGGCUGCUGUGGGGACGAGAAGCUUGAGUGCCACCCCACCCUCACCACUAAUGUGACAAUGCAGCUGUUGAAAAUCAGGCCAGCAGAGCUUGGAGAGGAAUAUGUUGAAAUGACCUUUGUGGAGCAUCAGACAUGUGAAUGUAGAGUCAAAAACCCUGUUGUCAAGAUUGAAAGAAAAAGGCAAAGAGGGAAAGGACGGCGGAGAAAGGAGAAACAAAAAAUGAAAGACUGUGACAGGUGCCAGAUCCCUCGAAGGUAACUGCAGCAGCCAGCCAAAGCCCUGUUGCAGUGCGGCUCACUAUUUAUUUAUUUCCAGCCCAGUGACAGCGUCAAGAGUCUCUUUUCGCUCUUCUUUCAAUACCGAGUAUGCAGCCAGAGACUCCAAACGGCUGGGUUGUUGUGAAGACACGCCCGUCUGGUGAUGAGCGCAGUGUUUGUGAUGACAAGGUUCAACAGAAAAUGUGUUUUAAUUGGUGGAAAGUCUGUUGUUACACGGCUGACACAAUGGACACACAUCUGGGAGCCAAGUGCAAUGUAGGCCCAAACAGACUGAUUACACUAGUUACUAUCACUGUAUCGGGUAUGGUAAUUGGUACAUUUCUUUGGUAUUAAAGAUUCUUACUCAUGUUUAACAUCUGUAUUUAUUGACAGAAACAGCAGAAUAAAAAGGGACCAAAAGGUUGUUUCUUUCAGCAACAGCAACAAAAAAACCCUGCCUUCCCUCAUAAUUGAAGUGAAAUGUCUCCCUCUAGUGUCUGGAUGGAAAAAACAAUUGUCAGUACUGUUGGAUGACAUGCACUACACAGCACGGUGAGAUACAGUAGAGUAUUGCAUUUUCUUUUUAGUCUACACAGUAAAGUUUUAAAAGAACCUUGUGCAAGAGUUAAAAAUGUUCUGAUUUUGUGACUGGACCAUUAGUUCAGUCCUAAAAAUGACAAGUAUUUAUCAGUGAUUUUUAUGAACCAAAGCAAUGUCCCAAGAUCAUUUUUAUA
Molecule: messenger RNA, 1602 nt
Organism: Dunckerocampus dactyliophorus (ringed pipefish)
Lineage: Eukaryota; Metazoa; Chordata; Actinopteri; Syngnathiformes; Syngnathidae
Gene: pgfb
Product: placental growth factor b
Exons: 7
Coding region: 366-869 (167 amino acids)
Biological process (GO): positive regulation of endothelial cell proliferation; induction of positive chemotaxis; positive regulation of protein phosphorylation
Cellular component (GO): membrane
Molecular function (GO): chemoattractant activity; vascular endothelial growth factor receptor binding; growth factor activity
Source: RefSeq, a predicted model, not a curated record